UCGAUUAAAUAAUCAAACAAGGGUGGCCUGCCAAUCAAUCUCUCAGUAAAGCUUUGAGUGACAAGAAAGCGAUCGAUACAAUGUGUUUCAUCUACAUAGAUAUAGGGACUCUCUAUGUAAUAGAAAGGACGCGUCAUGCUUACUAUGCUCAGAGUAGUCCUGAACCACAGUUGACAGAACACUACAAUACUCUCAGCACGAAGCAAUGGAGGGCCCCAAAGCCAACGAUUCGUCUGAAGUUGUGGCCCAAGAGAGCAAGGCCAUGGAACUUGAAGAGUGUGACGUCCGAGGAGCAGUGGUCGCGGACAAGGGCGAGGGCGCCGUCUUGACCUCGUGGGCGGCGGAGGACCUGGGCAAAAAGGGAGACAAUUAUAUGAGUUCCGUGAAGCGCGUGAAGGCCCAGGUGACGAUCGGAGGGCGCGAGGAACAGCUGACGUAUGUUGCCAAAGUCAAGAUGGGCUUUUCCGACGCCUUUAAGGAGUUUUCCAACAUCGCGUUCUUCAAAGAACACGAAUUCUAUACGAAGCUCUUGCCGGAACUGAACGGCGUGUUGGCGGAAGCAGGACUGAAUCCCCUGCGAAUUCCCAAAUUCUACCACUACCGCAAAUCCGGAGAGCGAGAGAUCCUCAUCCUGGAGGACCUCACCGCGCGAGACUUCCUCCUGGACGACCGCAAGAAGGGGUUCGAUAUCCCACACAUGAGUCUGGCCCUUGAGGAAUUGGGGAAAUUCCACGCCUCGUCGUAUCUCUUGCAGCAGAAGACCCCGCACGAGGACCUCAGCGAGAAGCACAAGUUCCUGGGCAUCGACUGGUCAAACUACUGCGAAACGCCGGGGCAGGAUAUGGCGACGUACAUGGCCAAGGAACUGGAUACGGCGGCGGCGGUGGCUGAGAGCUGCCCAGGAUACGAGAACGUGGCUCGGUGGCUGAAGGAAAUCCAACCCCGUUUCACCGACAUUUUCGCGGAACUUUCGAAGAGCCGAGCGCCUUUCCAUCUGGUCUGGCACGGUGACUGCUGGACGAACAACUUCUUAUUCAGGUACAACGCCAAGGGUGAGCCAAUCGACGUCAUGAUGCUGGACCUCCAGUGUUGCCAGAAGGGCUCCCUCGCCGCCGACCUCCUAAUGCUGAUAUACUUGAGCAUCUCCACGGAGUCCAGGAGACACAACCUCGAUCUAUUUCUGCAAGAGUACCUCUCCUCCUUCAGUGCCACCGUGACUGCAGGAGGCCUACCCUCACCGUUCACCCUGGAGGAGCUACGGGAGGAAUACAAUGCUAAAUUCAUAUACGGGGCCCUCAUGGGAGCGGUGUUCAUCCCUGUCGUGAUCGGGGACGCUGAGGACACUCCCGACUACUCCCAAGUGGACGACGACAUGGGAAAGUUUCUCGACGAGCGCAGAAAACAGGUUCUGGACAUGUUGAACCGAAAUCCUUUAUUAAGAGAGAGAAUGUGUGGCUUGUUCGAUGACUGUAUCGAAAAGGGCGUCGUGUCUCCGUGCUAGAGUGUUACAUCAGUGACUACUUUUUUUAUAUCCGGAGAUAAUAAGGUUUAGUGGAAAGAGAAUCUGAAACAUAUCUGUUUUAUAGUAUUUUUUUUAAAUAGAUAUAUUUUCCUUGUUUUCUUUUAAUAUAGGUAUUUUUAUACCUAUUUAUUUUAGCAGCAGUGAAUUCCAAAGAACAUUUUUAAAAAAAUAAUUGUACUUCUAAGCAAAUUACUUUAAUGGUAUAGAACAAUUCAUGAAAGUCACUCAAGUCAAAUAGGAGAUAUAUAGAUAUAAAUGAAGUCGGUGAGAAUAUUGAAAUGAAUAAGAGAUUUUUAGAUUCAAUAGUAGACCCCAGAAUGGAAAGCCUCCUUUAAUUAUACUGAAAAUAUAAACAGACAGCUAUAUAUGUGUUUAUAAUUCCCUGAUUAUAGCUUACGUUAUCUAGAAACAUGAAUGAUAAGACACAAAAGGCUAUAUCUUUAUAUAAUCAUAAAUGUAAACAUGAAAAUGCAUGAUGUAUCUAGAAAUAUAAAAAGUGAAUAAUCAUAA
Penaeus indicus is the source of this 2032-nucleotide messenger RNA. RefSeq lists its product as uncharacterized. The transcript has 3 exons. The coding region runs from base 206 to 1501 and encodes 431 amino acids. The record is from RefSeq and is a predicted model, not a curated record. Lineage: Eukaryota; Metazoa; Arthropoda; Malacostraca; Decapoda; Penaeidae.